Molecule: messenger RNA, 1257 nt
Organism: Orbilia oligospora ATCC 24927
Lineage: Eukaryota; Fungi; Ascomycota; Orbiliomycetes; Orbiliales; Orbiliaceae
Exons: 2
Coding region: 1-1257 (418 amino acids)
Molecular function (GO): protein binding
Source: RefSeq, a predicted model, not a curated record
AUGAUUUCAGAAAUACCUCUAGAACUUCUCAAGGAGAUACUCCAAUACCUUUCACUCAAAGAUAUCAAAUCAUUUUCAACUUGCUCAAAACAGAGUCGAUUUCGAAGUCUACCGAGCGUCUUCAAGGCUAUUGCAAUAUGUCAAGAAUCAGCUCGAGCACUAAGGGACGGGGGUAGCCUUUGUAGUGUAGUAACUACUAUUCGAUAUGCGAUCUUGAGGCCCUCCAACAGUAGUAGGGAAGUCUCUCAAGAGCAAUUCCACGACCUUGUCAAAGAAUGUAGAGUGUCAUUUGACAUCCUCAAACACUUCAAAAAUCUGGAGGUCAUUGAAAUCGCUGAUUUCAAACUUCCCGAGCAAUUCGAGUAUCGGUUGCUUUCCUCUACUUUCAAAAAACUAUCAACUUAUCCACCGUUCAAGAAUUUGAAGAGGAUUCAAAUGCUUUCGACGUCUGUCCGGUCUGACUUCAGUUUGGCAGCUCAAUAUGAACAUUACCUCGACAGCCUUACCGAUGAAAACAAUAUUUUCAUCAAGAAUGGUGUUCGAAAACAGGACGAAAUUGCCAAUUUUCCCAAAGGAAUAUUUAACCUGGAAGAGUUAUCGCUAAACGUCCUCGAAAUCUACGUGGAUGACAGCGAACGUGAAGAAUCAAUAGGCUUCGCUGAUGAGCUUCUAGCUUCUUCGAGACUGGUGCUAAAAAGACUAUCUAUCGACGUAUACCAUCUACUCUUUUCUGAAAAAAAAAACUGCAUCUUCCCGACCCUCAGCUUCCUUAGCAUAUGGUGCGGAGGUAUGGGUAUUCAGGACAUGUCAGAGAUCAGCUGUUCAUUCCCAAAAAUUGAGGAAUUAAGAGUUGGGGGUAAAAGAAACCGUGUAUACGAACGAAUCAUGAUGCGACCUACGAAGGAAACACCAUACGUGGAGAUCGGCCGAAUGCCGAAACUGAAACGUAUAUUUUUACCACAGCCCUCGGAUUUGUACGCGAGGUUUUUGGACGAGGGGGAGUUGGAUAAAACUGUUGAGUACUGGAUGGGGAAGAGACCGGAUCAGGAGUUUAAGUCGUUGAAUCCGUCGCCGCUGACAAUGUUAGAGCAGGUGGAGUUUUGUAAUGGGUCUACGGAGGGUCUUGAAUGUUGUAUAAUCGAUGGGGAUACUAGAAGGUGGCGGGCUACGAGAUCCUUUUCAAUUAGGAUGGAGGAGGAUCCGACGCUGCGGCCGGUUGGGUGGGAUUUUGAGGUCGGUGCCGACGAAGCACACUGA